Messenger RNA from Gastrolobium bilobum, 1376 nucleotides. Its product is annotated as D-amino-acid transaminase, chloroplastic-like. The record is from RefSeq and is a predicted model, not a curated record. Lineage: Eukaryota; Viridiplantae; Streptophyta; Magnoliopsida; Fabales; Fabaceae. Gene Ontology annotation, biological process: carboxylic acid metabolic process. Gene Ontology annotation, molecular function: catalytic activity. The coding region runs from base 99 to 1121 and encodes 340 amino acids. The transcript is spliced from 5 exons.
AUUUUAUAUACGAGUUUCACAUACUUUGUAGCUCUGCUCCAAGUAUACGUUUUUCCUAGGUACACCUUUGUGAUUUUGGCUUUCUCCUUGAGUUCAGUAUGUCCUCUCAGAAGUCCACUGAGGUUGAAAAUGCUAGUGAUUUUAGAGUUCACGUGUUCUCUUCAUCAUCCGAGUUGCUUGAAAAGCUUCAUCAAAGAUGGAGUUCAGUGGAGAAACAACCAUACCCAGCAAUGUAUUCUAGUAUAUAUGGAGGUAUCACACUUGAUCCAGCAAUGAUGGUAAUCCCCAUCGAUGAUCACAUGGUACAUAGAGGGCAUGGUGUGUUUGAUACGGCUAUUAUUUUAGAUGGAUACCUCUAUGAGUUGGAUGUUCACCUUGAUCGCUUCUUAAGGUCAGCCUCCAAAGCAAAGAUACCCUCUCCCUUUUCUCGGUCAACACUUCACAGCAUUCUGAUACAACUAGCUGAAGUAUCAAAAUGCAAGAAAGGAACUCUAAGAUACUGGCUGAGUGCAGGUCCUGGUGAUUUCUUGUUGUCAUCAGCAGGAUGUCCAACAUCUGCAUUCUAUGCAGUAGUCAUUGACCAAGAUGUUUCCCAGCACAAAGAAGGGGUUAAAGUGAUUACUUCCACAAUACCAAUGAAGCCACCACUAUUUGCUACAAUGAAAAAUGUGAAUUAUCUCCCUAAUGUCCUUUCAAUAUUGGAAGCUGAAGAGAAAGGAGUAUUUGCUUCUAUAUGGGUUGAUGAGGCAGGUUAUAUUGCUGAAGGUCCAAAUGUGAAUGUUGCUUUUAUAACUCAAGAAAAAGAACUUGUCAUGCCUUUGUUUGAUAAUAUCCUACAUGGUUGCACUGCAAAAAGGCUUCUUGAACUGGCACCUAAAUUGGUUGAUCAAGGGCUUCUGAAAGGUGUAACAACAAAAAAUCUAACUGUGGAUGAAGCUAAAGCUGCUGCUGAAAUGAUGUACGUAGGAAGCACACUUCCUGUGUUGCCUAUCAUCAUGUGGGAUGAUCAACCUAUUGGCAAUGGAAGGGUUGGAGAAUUAACAAUGUUACUUUCUGAUUUGCUAUGGGAUGAUAUGGUAGCUGGCCCUGACACACACAGAAUACCUGUUCAUUACGUUUAGUGAACCUACAAAGUCGUCAAAUAAAAUGCCUGGAACAGCUUUCUUCUUAUUUUAACAUGUUGUGUUCCUAGGAGUUCUUAUUGUUGCACAGAUUUACGGAGAGGUUUCUCUUUGAUUUGCUUUAUGUAUUUCAAUUGUGAAUAAGUCCUGAAGUGAAGCAGCUGAAGUUUCAUGCAACACAAAAUUUAUGUUCCACUUUGUUGUAAUCAAGACUCUGCACUGCAGAGUACAGACUUGUUAAGUGUUUGUUUAUAA